Phytomonas sp. EM1 is the source of this 1190-nucleotide messenger RNA. The record is from the annotation of a GenBank genome assembly. NCBI's taxonomy places the organism in Eukaryota, Euglenozoa, Kinetoplastea, Trypanosomatida, Trypanosomatidae.
UGGUGUAUUAGGCUCGUUAAGUGAUUUGUAUAUUUCUAGCAAUGCCCAGCAGCAAACCCAGCGAUUUUGGUGAUACGGCGAAUACUGUGCAGCUUGUAGCGGCUCAGCGCGGUCGAAAAGUGUAUCGCGUCCGCGGUCAGUACUUUGACAUUGAAGACACUUAUACAAUCACUUCUGUUAUUGGGCAUGGAGCCUAUGGUGUAGUCUGCGCUGCGUUGGAUGAUCGGACCUUUCAAGAAGUCGCUAUUAAACACGUCAGUCAUGUAUUUGAAGAUUUGGUAGACGGCCGACGCAUUUGGCGCGAGGUGUUACUUCUCCGUCUUUUAAAUGAAAGGGGCUGUCGCAAUAUUUUAAAGUUAAUUCGUGUUUUGCCAUCGAAAGGCAACGAUAUGGAGUUUAAUGAUUUGUACAUAAUCACUGAUCUUUAUGACAUUGAUUUUCAUUCAAUUAUUAGGCAGCGCAAGCCGAUAUCACUCGAUGUGUUGCGUAAAGUGACCGUGCAUGUUUUGCGUUGCUUAGCGGAUAUGCACUCUAUGGGUGUGGUUCAUCGUGAUAUUAAACCUAGCAACAUUCUGUUGAAGAUGGAUAAGGAUCUUGAGAACGCCGUUGUGUGUGACUUUGGUCUCGCAAGAGGAGGCCUACACCAGCUCAAGGAGCCGAUUCACUUGACUGACUACGUCGUAACGCGGUGGUAUCGGGCACCGGAGGUGCUGCUCAUGGCUCAUUACGGCUUCCCAGUCGAUGUUUGGGCGCUGGGCUGCGUUAUGGCGGAGUAUGUCAUGCAGCGCCCGCUCUUCGAUGGUCGUGAUUAUAUUCAUCAGAUGCAGCUCGUUCUUUCGACUGUUCCAAUCACUGGAACCGACUUUAUCAAGCACGAUUCUGAUACCACAAUCGCGCACCUCCUAGAAGUAGCGAAAAGAUAUGGGAACACUCGCCCACUAGACAGGCUAUUGGUGUCUAUUCCGAAGGAUGGACUCAAUCUUAUCACAAAAAUGCUUGCCUUCGAACCCCAAAAGCGCAUAACUGCACAGGAGGCGUUGAAGCAUUCCUUUUUAGAAUCUGUAGAAGGCUCAGACUGUGAGAAGCUCCCUUCACCCCCUGAGGUAGACCUUGACUUUGACAUGCACACGGAUAUAUCAGAGUUUAGGCUUCGCUAUGCGUUAUGUAGGGAAAUUCAAUACUAUGAGUAA